Penicillium nucicola is the source of this 1518-nucleotide messenger RNA. Its product is annotated as putative MFS transporter. The transcript is spliced from 2 exons. The record is from RefSeq and is a predicted model, not a curated record. The coding region runs from base 1 to 1518 and encodes 505 amino acids. Gene Ontology annotation, molecular function: transmembrane transporter activity. Gene Ontology annotation, biological process: transmembrane transport. NCBI's taxonomy places the organism in Eukaryota, Fungi, Ascomycota, Eurotiomycetes, Eurotiales, Aspergillaceae. Gene Ontology annotation, cellular component: membrane.
AUGUCUCCCAGAAACUCGGACAUUGAAAUUGGCGACAUCGACAAGGCCAGUGCCAACAAUGUCGAAGUCAUCGCCAAUGCCGACAAGCCAAAUCCUCAGAAAGAAGCUCCGGCCUCGGUGGCCGCUCUCACCCCAGAAGAGCGCAUCAAGGCCGAGAAAGCCCUCGUCCGCAAGAUCGAUAUCCGCUUGUUGCCCAUGAUCAUCCUCAUGUACAUCCUCAACUAUCUCGACCGAAACAACAUCGCCUCAGCCCGUCUAGCAGGCCUGGAAGAAGACCUGGGACUAGUGGGCAACCAAUUCGCAACCUGCGUCAGCAUCCUCUUCGUCGGCUACCUGCUCAUGCAAAUCCCAUCCAAUCUAAUGCUCAACAAAUUCGGCAAACCAGCCCUCUACCUGCCCAUCGCCAUGGUCCUAUGGGGAGUCAUCUCCACCGCAACCGCAGCGGCCUCGAGCUAUGCCGGCCUCGUCGUGAUCCGGUUCUUCCUCGGUUUCGUCGAAGCAGCCUACUUUCCAGGCUGUCUCUACUUCCUCAGCGCCUGGUACACGCGCAAGGAACUAGGCUUCCGCACCGCAGCCCUGUACUCCGGAUCUCUGCUGUCGGGCGCCUUCUCUGGUCUGAUAGCAGCAGGAAUAACAGGCAACAUGGAUGGCGUCCUCGGCCUUCGCGCCUGGCGCUGGCUCUUCAUUAUCGAAGGCGCCAUCACAAUCGUCGUCGCCUUCGCUGCGGUCUUUGUGCUCCCGAACUUCCCUCGCACAACCGGCUGGCUCAGCGACGAAGAAAAAGAGCUCGCCGUCUGGCGACUGGAAGAAGAUAUCGGCGAAGACGACUGGGUCGACAGCGAACAACAAACCUUCCUGCACGGCGCCAAGCUCGCCUUUGCAGAUAUCAAGACCUGGGUGUUGAUGCUGAUGAUCCUCUGCAUCGUCUCCUCCGCCUCCGUCACAAACUUCUUCCCAACAGUCGUCCAAACGCUCAACUACGGCAAGAUCGAGACCCUGUUGCUCACAGCUCCGCCGUACUGUCUCGCCGUCUUCUGCGCAUUUGCUAAUGCCUGGCACGCCGAUCGAACCGGCGAGCGCUAUUUCCACGUUACACUGCCGCUCUACAUCUCCGUCGUGGCGUUCAUUAUUGCUGCCACGACGACGGGCACCGCGCCGCGAUAUGUCGCCAUGAUGCUCAUGGUGCCGUCGUUCUAUUCUGGCUACGUCGUUGCUCUUGGCUGGAUUUCGAAUACCUUGCCCCGUCCGGCGGCUAAGCGUGCGGCUGCGCUUGCUGCUAUUAAUUGCGUCUCUAAUGCUAGCAGUAUCUAUGCUAGCUAUAUGUAUCCCAAUAGUGACAAACCGCGGUUUGUGCCCGCCAUGUCCGUCAAUUGCGCCACUGCGUUUAUUGCGAUUGUUGCUGCUACUGUUCUGAGGUUUAUGCUGGUUCGUCUUAACAAGAAGCUCGAUCGUGGCGAAGAGGUUGAAGGUGCUGUUCCGGGUGAGGGAAGUCGUCGUGGCUUCCGGUUCUUGGUCUAG